AUGAAGUGUUCUACAGCCACCCUACUAAUCUGUGCCCUGGCCACAAGCUAUACCAACGCAUUUGUUGCCCCAGAGAAGGCAUUUGACAGCGACUUUAUGUUGAACAAUCCACAGCUUACGGGGCCCGGAGGAGGUUUAAAAUUAUCAGUGGGCGAUAACGACAUGCCCAAAUCAUCAGGAGGUGGAGCCAAAGGAAAUUGGCCCGACAUCAAUGGAGUUGGGAUGAGCACAGUAGCCUUCCGCCUCAACGAAUGUGGUGCCGUCGCACCACACGUACACUCAGAUGCGACUGAAAUCCAGACAGUUGUAAUGGGUGAAGGUAUCAUCGGAACAUACGGAGUGGGAGAUAAUACGCUGAGGUUAGAGCACGUCACUAUGGGAGACACAUUCUUCUUCCCUAGAGGCAGUAUGCACUUCCAGAUCAACACAGGCACUCAGCCUUUUGUGUCCGUAGGAGCAUUUGAUGUUUCGCAGCCAACUGCCGCACUGGUAAUUGGGUUCGUCGGACAACUGGGUGAUGCCAAGAAAGCAUUGGGAUUAGAUACCGAUUCAAGCAAGAAAACGGACGGCCUUGAUGGCGUGUUCCCGCAAUUCAAGAUGUCCAACUGUGAAGAGGUCCUUGAGAUAUUCAUGGAUAUGAUGUAAUUAUAUUUCUUAGUAGCUUAGCCUAUUAAACAGGAAUUGAAAAUAAAAAGUAGACUAUCAUUAGCAA
Molecule: messenger RNA, 712 nt
Organism: Sphaeroforma arctica JP610
Lineage: Eukaryota; Ichthyosporea; Ichthyophonida
Exons: 1
Coding region: 1-645 (214 amino acids)
Cellular component (GO): cell wall
Molecular function (GO): manganese ion binding
Source: RefSeq, a predicted model, not a curated record